UUCGAUUUAUGAUAAUUAUAGGAAAUCAGAAAUGUAGAACACAGCUUUUGUAGCUUUCGCUGAAUUAAUUACUAUCUAUUUAUCUAAUAAUUAAACUGAUCAAUCAUGAUUCUGCGAUGUCUCUCGUGAAACACCUCGCGUAUCCUUUACAUCUUCCCGCUUGACUCCAACUUCAGCCUUUGAAUCGGUGUUAUCAAAAGUUCAGGUGGUUGAAAAAAGGAUCUAGCAUGUCUUAAAAAUGGUUGUAACUGAUUUGAAUAUUUUCGCCGUGUUUCAAAUGAUUAGUCGAACCAUCUUAAACACCGUAGCAUCUAUUUGCAAACAUGUACUACACUUCGUUAGGAGAUUGUUCAGAAGAAUACGAUACUACGAACCAGUGACUUACACCAUUUGUCCUCUGACACCUGUAUCUAGUCAUCGCUUAAACAUAAUUAAGAAAAAAAUCCUCGUUCUAGACUUGGACGAAACACUUAUUCAUUCCGCGUCUGUCAAUUCGCCAUACCACAAUGACCGAAAGAACCUCUUCAUUGAACCGGAUUUCGAGCUGCAAGUGAUGAUAGAGAAACAACAUGUCAAGUUUCACGUAUUCAAAAGACCCCACGUAGACAAAUUCUUGGAAAUAGUUAGUCAAUGGUACGAUGUCGUUAUCUUUACCGCAGGUAUCGACGCCUACGGCGAAAUAAUUACCAAUCGACUGGAUAACAAUCGAGGAAUAUUCAAAAAGAAAUACUACAGACGACAUUGUACUCCCGAGUUAGGUUUGUUUAGUAAAGAUUUAUCGGUAAUUACCAACGAUUUGAGUAGUAUUUUCAUCCUCGAUAAUUCACCCUUCGCUUAUAAAAAUUACCCUCAUAAUGCCAUUCAGAUUAAAUCGUGGUUCUGCGACCAGUCGGACAAAGCAUUGCUUAACUUAUUACCUGUAUUAGACGCUAUGAGAUUUGUACAAGAUGUGCGAUCUGUUCUAUGUCGAAAUCCUAACCAUAAAGUAUUAUAAUUUUUCCUAUCUCUCAAAGUAUUAUUAUUUUUUUUAUCUUCUUCUUAAGAUAGCUUUCGUACUGUAGAAGUAGUUGUAAGAAUUCUCUUCUAAUAUUAGUGUAAUUUUUCCAACCCUGUAUUAACUGAACUGGUUACACCAUGUGAUUAAUCCUAUAUAAAAUCAUUUUCAAGUAUUAUAUUGUGUUUCCUGGUUGUGAUAGACAAAUAUUAUAAGCAAAUCAUAUCAUCAUGGUAUAACUAGUUUAAAUAAAGCUACCUAUAGAUAGAUUUUUCCAUCGACAUUUUUCUCCUUCAUAACUAUGUAGUAUACAUAUACCUCGAUACAUUUUUUAUACCUAUACCUAUCCUAUUAUUUUAAAUAUUUUAAUCUCAGAGAGUUUUUUAUGUAUUCAUAUGACAUUAUCUUUACUUUUACUGCAGAGAGAAGGAUAAUAUUCUCCAAAACAUUUUCAUAUUAGACAUGAACCUAUUUUUUUUUUUUUUUUGUCUAAUAAUCCUGUAUUUUCAAACCCUAUUUUCUAUUUGUGUGAUAUAAAUUAUUUGAUUUUUUAAAUGAAAUUUUCAAAAGUUGUA
Messenger RNA from Planococcus citri (citrus mealybug), 1569 nucleotides. RefSeq names its product CTD nuclear envelope phosphatase 1A-like. NCBI's taxonomy places the organism in Eukaryota, Metazoa, Arthropoda, Insecta, Hemiptera, Pseudococcidae. Bases 239 to 994 code for a protein of 251 amino acids. Gene Ontology annotation, molecular function: phosphoprotein phosphatase activity. The record is from RefSeq and is a predicted model, not a curated record. The transcript has 2 exons.